AAAGCCCCACCAAUCUCUCUCUAUUCCCACUUCACCCACUUGUCUCUCCCUCUCCUCUCUAUCUGACAUGCCCAUUAAUGCCCUACACAAACAAGUGAAAAUCUUGAAUUUCAUAUUUCUUUACCUUCCAACAAAAUCAUUCAAACCAUCUACCCAUCCCUUCCAUAUAUCUUAAAACACACACACACACACAAACACAAAUCCCCAUGGGCAAGAAAAUGAAGCUUCCUUUUCUCUCCAAGAUUAACACAAACUCCUCAUCUUCAUCAAAAUCCUCAUGGUCUUGGUCUGUUUAUUGCCAACAACCAAAAACCCUUUCUUUCAGAACUAAUAACAACAACAUGUUCAAAACCCUUAACUCUUCUUAUAAUUUAGAGGAAACUCAUGAAUCUUGGUUUACUAACUCUUCUUCCGAGUCUGCAAGUUUCUCUACUGCCGCCUCAGACGACGACUCAGCCGCCGCAGCCGCCGGUGAGUCUUUAGAAACGGUUAUUCGAGGUUUAAGGUCAGAACGACUAUUUUUUGAGCCUGAAGAGACUAGUUCAAUCUUGGACCAAGUAAAGAACAACAAUGGUGAGUUUCCAUUUAAAGAAAGUAUAGUAUUGUCAAUGGAUUCUCAAGAGCCUUAUUUGGAUUUCAAGAAAUCAAUGGAAGAAAUGGUAGAAGCUCAUGGAUUAAAAGAUUGGGAAGGUCUUGAAGAGUUAUUAUGUUGUUAUUUAAAAGUCAAUGGAAAAAGCAAUCAUGGGUAUAUAAUUGGUGCUUUUGUGGAUUUACUGGUUGAUCUUGCUUUUGCUAGCCAUUCUUCUACUAGUACUAUUAGUGAUUCUUCUUCUUGCUGUUGUUGUUCCUGUUCUCCUUCUUCUCCUUUGUCUUUUUACACUUCUUCAAAUUUUUCUGAUGAUUAUUCUUCUUGUGCUCCUUGUGUAUCUUCAUUACAAGUUGAUCAAGAGGAGGUUCAUCUAACUACUCCUUGUUUAUCAAAAUUAGAAGGUGGGAUUAAUGAGAGUAAAGAAAAUUAAAAGUUGAUGUUUAAUUCAUCUUUUUUACUUCUUGUUUUGAUCUCAUUUAUGGAAAAACAAAAUAUGUGUAUAUUAGUAGCUUGAUGAGAUAUGAAUAUGAUAGUGAAAUCUUUUUAUGAAA
Jatropha curcas is the source of this 1140-nucleotide messenger RNA. RefSeq names its product ovate family protein 15 (gene OFP15). Lineage: Eukaryota; Viridiplantae; Streptophyta; Magnoliopsida; Malpighiales; Euphorbiaceae. Gene Ontology annotation, biological process: negative regulation of DNA-templated transcription. The record is from RefSeq and is a predicted model, not a curated record.